Messenger RNA from Macadamia integrifolia, 3709 nucleotides. Its product is annotated as G-type lectin S-receptor-like serine/threonine-protein kinase At4g27290. The coding region runs from base 1042 to 3585 and encodes 847 amino acids. Gene Ontology annotation, biological process: protein phosphorylation; recognition of pollen. The record is from RefSeq and is a predicted model, not a curated record. NCBI's taxonomy places the organism in Eukaryota, Viridiplantae, Streptophyta, Magnoliopsida, Proteales, Proteaceae. Gene Ontology annotation, molecular function: ATP binding; protein serine/threonine kinase activity. The transcript is spliced from 7 exons.
AUUUUUGGUGGAGGAUAAGAUCCAAUAAUAGGGGCCAACAGCUAAUGGCUGACUGAUAUCAUACACCAUUGUUUAUUCAAAUACAAUUCUUUUGUCAAUAGAAACAGGUCACAUGAAUUAGACCAAGUGUGGGGCAUUUGGUCAUGGCCUGAAACACAUUUUGGUGAAAAAGAAAGGUGAAGCAAUUUGGGACCUCUUCCAUUUGACCAGAAGAAAAAAGUUGCAGGUUCCCGUGCCAUCCCUUGCCAAGGUAGGUAUCAGAUGAGACUUGAGAGUUGAUUGUUGGGUGAGAAGAGGACAUGAAGCGGCUAAGAAGGUGCCAGCUGCUUUAAUAUAUAAUACCGAAGUUCAAAGAUGGCCCAUCGCUCCCAAGACCUGGGGGGCUGGGGUUGAGUCGUCAAGCUCGCCUUAACCUGAUGUGAGAGCGUGACUUCCGCCUCCGUGGCACCGACUUUGGGUUUACGGUGCCUUCCCAAAAGGAGAAGUUUAGAUUUCAUCAUCUCAGGAGAAUAAGACGAGCCAUGAAGGACCCACACCCCAUGGAUUGAUGCAGAGAAGUCCUUUGUACUGAUCUAUAUCAGUGAAUUCAUCUGCUUAAAACAGCAAAAAUGAUGACGGGAAGGAAUUCUCUAGGUGGGGUAAUGGGGGUUGGGUUGGUGGCAGGUCUGGCAGGUCUGGCAUUGCUGAUUUCCCAUUGCUUUAGUCCAACUGCCACAUUUAAGAGAAGUUAGUGUGACCUUCUGGCACUGGAUGAUCAUGGAGGCUUCCUGGAUUUGCUUUCAUAAGGGCCCACAAUUUAGUUUUUGAUAAUAAAUAAUCCUUGGAACCCAAAUAUAAAAUCACCAAUUCAACCUUCAGGGGAGUCUUGGAAGCCAGUCAUUUUGGUCUGCAACAAUUUCACUUUAGCUUCUUAUUGGUCAUGAAGGGUCAACAAUCAUGGGAUCCUCAAGAUCUUCUAGACGAUUACAAAGUCUUCAACAUCCGUAUUCCCUUUAAUCCAUACAUUAAUCUUAGCUUCUUAGGUUGGAAUUGAGGAAGAGGAUGACUGAAAAAAUAGAGGGGGAAAAAUCGAUGGGGAGCCUCUUUUUUCUUGUUACCUGCUCUGUUUUCCUCUGUUUCUGUUCUAUAUAUACAGAAUCGAUUGCAGUUAACUCCAUCACUCGAUCUCAGCCCCUGAGUGAUGGACAAACCUUGGUUUCCGGACAAGAAAGAUUCGUACUGGGUUUCUUCAGUGCUGGUGUAUCUAGGAAUCGUUACGUUGGGAUCUGGUACACGGAUAUCCCUGUUCAAACGGUCGUCUGGGUCGCAAACAGAGAUAAACCACUUAUAGACUCAUCCGGUGUACUCAGGAUCGACGUUAGAGGCAAUCUUGUCCUUGUCAAUCAAAAAAAUUACAUAUUUUGGUCUUCAAAUUUGUCCAGAGCAGCUGAGAAUCCAGUGGUAGAGCUCCUGGAAUCUGGAAAUCUUGUUUUGCAAGACCAAAGAGGUGGUGUGGCAGGGGACUUUCUCUGGCAGAGCUUCGAUUACCCAUCGGAUACGUUGCUCCCCGGGAUGAAACUGGGAUGGAACUUGAAGACUGGACUGGAUCGUCGCCUAACGUCAUGGAAGAGCCCCGAUGACCCUUCUUCAGGAGAGCUCAGUUAUGGGAUUGAGCUCCAUGGAUACCCAGAAGCAGUGAUGUGGAAGGGAACCGAAGAGCACUACCGGAGUGGACCUUGGAACGGGCUUAGGUACUCCGGGGCACCUGAAUUGGCACCCAAUAUGGUGUUUAGCUUCAGCUUCACGGCCAACGCGGACGAGGUGUACUACAUAUACCAACUUAACCAACAGGGAUCGAUUCUAUCAAGGUUGGUAUUGAACCAGAGCAGCAACAAUGGCGGUGAGCUUCAACGUUUUACAUGGAAUGGUAAGAGCAAUAGUUGGCAGCUAUUUUUAUCAGUUCCAAGAGAUUAUUGCGACACUUACGGUCUAUGUGGGGCAUACAGUAACUGCGACACGAACCAGUCGCCCCCUUGCCGGUGUUUGGGAGGAUUCAAGCCAAAGUCGCUGGGAAACUGGAAUUCCAUGGAUUGGUCCGGCGGAUGUGUGCAAAAGACGGCGUUGAGUUGCAAGGGGCAUGAGGGGUUUCUGAUGUUUAGUGGGUUGAAGCUGCCGGAUACGAAACGUACAUGGGUGAACAGGAGCAUGGAUUUGAAUGAGUGUGAGAUGAUGUGUUUGAAGAAUUGUUCCUGUAACGCUUAUGCCAGAGCAGAUGUUAGAGGAGGUGGGAGUGGGUGUGUUCUCUGGUUCGGUGAUCUGAUCGACAUUAGACAGUUUCCUAUUAGCAGUUCAAGUAGUGGGCAAGAUCUUUUCAUCCGUGUUGAUGCUUCUGAAUUAGCGGUUGCACAAGGUGAUUCCAAGAGAAAGGGCAAAGUGAUAGUGGCAGUCACAAUAGCACUAGUUUCAGGAAUACUUCUCCUGGGCUGCUCUGGUUGGUACCUUUGGAAGUGGAAGAUCAACAUGACAAGUCCCGAAGGCAAGGAAGUGGAUAAUGAAGAGCAAGAUAUUGUAGAAAAGAGCCAAAUGGAUGACCUUGAGCUACCUUGUUUCAAUUUGGCCACCAUUGCUAUAGCCACAAAUAACUUCUCAGACUCAAAUAAGCUCGGUGAAGGUGGCUUUGGCCCUGUUUACAAGGGUGAACUAUGUGGGGGACAAGAAAUAGCUGUGAAGAGGCUCUCCAAGAACUCAUUACAAGGAAUUGACGAAUUCAAGAAUGAAGUCAUAUUAAUUUCAAAACUUCAACAUAGGAAUCUUGUUAAGGUUCUUGGUUGUUGUAUUGAAGGUGCAGAAACCAUGUUGAUCUAUGAGUAUAUGGAGAACAAGAGCUUGGACCAUUAUAUUUUUGAUGAGAAAAGAAGCACAUUACUAGACUGGGAAAAGCGCUUCAACAUUGUUUUUGGAAUUGCUCGGGGACUUCUUUAUCUCCAUCAGGACUCUAGACUACGAAUUAUUCAUAGAGAUCUCAAAGCAAGCAAUAUUUUACUAGACUGCAAUAUGGAACCAAAAAUUUCAGACUUUGGUAUGGCGAGAAUUUUUGGAGGAGAUCAAAUAGAAGCAGAAACAGACAAGGUGGUUGGAACAUAUGGUUAUAUGUCUCCGGAGUAUGCAAUAGAAGGGCUCUUUUCGGUAAAGUCAGAUGUUUUCAGCUUUGGAGUUCUGGUGUUAGAGAUGGUAAGUGGGAAGAAGAACAGGGGGUUUUCUAAACCAGAACAUCAACUUAACCUACUUGGGCAUGCAUGGAAACUUUGGAAUGAAGGAAAGGCUUUGGAACUGAUAGUCCCAUCAGUGAGAGAUUCAUGUGUUGCAACUGAAGUGUUAAGAUGUAUUCAUGUGGGUCUCUUGUGCGUCCAACAACAAAUGGAGAACAGGCCAACCAUGUCAUCGGUGGUGUUCAUGUUGGGUAGUGAAAAUGCAGUGCUGCCCCAACCUCAGCAACCAGGCUUUUUUUCAGAGAAGUAUUCCACCAAGGCAAGUUCAUCAUCUUCAAGUAUGCAACACUCCUCUUCCACAAAUUGUGUAACAGUUACAUUGUUAUCAGGUCGAUAGAGCUAAAAUGUUAGCCUUUAGUGUCUCAUGGCUCUCUUACUGAUUUUCCAUGAUUUAAAUGUUACUCUCUCACGACCAUGCGUAAUGUAAAGUGAAAAAGCAAUGGGUUGUGUACUUAAUUACA